GUCAGCUGGUGGUAUUUUCUAUCCCAUAACAAAAAGAAUGAUUGAUUUCUUGAGGAAAUUUAGCCUGACCUAUAAUAUAUACCUUCUCCCAACUCUUAGCGAAGAGACUUUAAAAUUUCUUCUGUGGAGAAACAGAAAAGCAGUUUCAUGGAUGUACAACCAUUUACCUUUCACCUUUGAUUUGAUUACGAAGAAUCUCAACAACGACCAUAGCGCUUCGCUGUUUAUAACAUAGAAGCAGAUUACUACAUAA
Messenger RNA from Acanthoscelides obtectus, 253 nucleotides. The record is from the annotation of a GenBank genome assembly. Lineage: Eukaryota; Metazoa; Arthropoda; Insecta; Coleoptera; Chrysomelidae.